AUGUCAAUGGAUACCAGUAGAUCUAACAAUGAGGGACUGAAAUUGAGAGAGGAGAAACAUUUCAACGACUUCUACCCAGAUCUGAAAGAGGAUGUGUCACUUCCUAUAAUAAUAACAAAUGAAUCAAUCACUGAUGAUCUCAUAGAACCAACACCUGUGAGGAAACAACAUGUUAAGCAACUGAUAUAUGACGGGCAUAUUACAGUAGAACCACUUCAAAGUGCUGGUAAAACUGCUGAGUUUCACAAAUGCUCCAUACCCAUCAACAGACUGGAUUCGAUGAAAGGACGCAACUCUUCUGAUAUACCUAUACUUUUACAACCGUCUUACCAUCAUAAGAAGAUAAAAGAUCCUAAUGAACAGUUUUCUGGAGAAAAAAGUCCUUAUAUAACCAAAUACCAGCAAUGUAAAAGGCCGUUCCUGGAAGAACAAUUGAAGACCUUGGCCUCAUUACGACGGAUCUCAUCAAAUUUGAAAAAUAUUCGACCGGAGUAUGAUAUGGAUGAACAGGAUGAAUUGUACAGACAAUUUUUGAACGAAACAUAUCUUUUGAAAAGUCAAUUAAAAAUAUCGCACGAGCUCUUUGAACUGAUAAUAUCUGUCCUCGAAACAGAAUGGUUCCACUUAGAGUCACAUAUUCCAAGAUUAUCCUACACUGAUCCAAACAGCACCAUCACUACUAGAUUGCAAUACGAAUUGUAUGGCUCAGACGAUGGUACAUGUGUCUCUACAGAUCAACCUUGUGCCAUAUGUUAUGGAACAGAAAGUGAUGAUACCAAUGCCAUCGUAUUUUGCGAGGGCUGCGACAUUGCCGUCCAUCAAGAAUGUUAUGGUAUUGUCUUCAUUCCGGUUGGUCCUUGGCUGUGUAGAAGAUGUCAUUUAGCUACCAAUUACAAAAUUAAUUGUUUAGUCUGUCCGAGUGACACAGGUGCAUUUAAACAAACCGACACUGGAGUUUGGAUUCACAGUAUAUGCGCCCUUUGGAUACCAGAAUUAUAUUUCGCCAAUUUACAUUAUAUGGAACCUAUUGAAGGUGUAGCAAACAUAUCAAAAUCCCGAUGGAAAUUAGUCUGCUAUAUUUGUAAGAGGAAGAUGGGUGCAUGUAUUCAAUGUACUCAUAGAAACUGCUUUGUCGCCUAUCAUGUUACGUGUGCCAGACGUGCAGGAUUAUAUCUUAAAUGGGAUAAAGAUUUAACUGUUGGUGCCGUUGCGUCAAAUCAAGUCCAUCUAGGAAACAAAUUACAUAGUUUCUGUGAUAAACAUUCUCCUAUAGACCAUAAUAAUCCUGCACAAGGAAUAUUGAAAGCAAGAAGAUUCUUUAAUAAUAAGAAGAACUCGUAUUCAGAUGAAUCCGCACAGAAUUCAAUUACACAUCAUCCAACACCGAUAAAUGAGCGAAACUGGACAACCACUAUCGGUACACCCAUUGCACCUCAAAAAUUUGCAAACAUAAUAGACAAAAUCCUUCGAUUAUUUAAUAUUCAGGAAUCUACCAUACUCUCCAAUAAUUUUUGCAAAUAUUGGUCGAUGAAACGAGAGUUCAAAAAAGGGAUGCCUUUAAUUAAUAAACCUGUAAUCACGCAAUUAAAUUCUUUAACCUCAAAGGAAAUUGAUGAACGAACAAAAUUUAUAAAAAUACUGUUAAACGAUUUACAAAGAGUCAAAGUACUAGGUGGGUUAGUUUCAAAAAGGACAGAUGCUUCGAUUCAGAUUGAAAACUCUAAGCAUGAAAUCAAAUCCAUUUUACAAGAUCCGGAGAAAGCAUUUAUGAAGAUUACAAUAAUAGACCCAAUAACUGAGACGGAGUUUUAUAAAAGCUUCAAGAGACUAAAUACAACUGAAAGGGGAAUUAACUUAAUAGAUAAAUUUGAGAAUAAUACUUUUCCAGAUCUGAAAACUAUGAAGGAAUCGAUGCUUACCUUUUUUCAAUCAAUUGAAGAUGAUGAUUCAAGCAAUAGAGCACUGCGAGUAAGUUCAAGUAAACUAAAAGACCAUUUAACUGUCAUCUUUGAAAAAGUUGAAGCAGUAGACAUAAAAAUGUUAUUAAAUGAAGAUUUUAUAAUAACUGAUGACAUUUUGAAAACAGAAAUUCGACCAUGGAAAGGUCCUGUGAUAAUGGAAAGAGAGCAAUUAAGUGAUGUUGAGAACUUGGAGGAAUCUGAUGAAAAUACUCUGAGUAAUAUUCUCUCUGUGGAGGGUACCGAUGAGCAUAAGGACAACUUUCAACAAGAAAUAGAGCAGACACAUGUUCCACCGAAAAGAAGGAGGGGAAGACCACCAAAGAAACAUAUUAUUGAGACCUACAAGAGGGGUGAGAUUUUGGACUCAUCAGAAGUUGGCCAAGAAACAUCUAAGCUACGGCUAUCAACUCUUCGAGGAAGCAAAGACGAAGGCAAGAUGCGCCAUCGCACUAAGACCCCAAUACAAAGAGGAACUGCUGCUUCACAUUUGCAGUCCCCAAAACAGAUAACAAAACCUACUCUUAGAGGUAGAAAACCUGGCAGGAAGAUCAAUAUUGAUGCAGUUGAAUCCCAAACCCAAACAUAUACAGGUGCUCGUAGAGGAAGGCGACCAAAGCCAAAGAUAGGCUCAGAUAUUAACAACCAGGCAUAUACUCUUUCAGAACCUCAUAAGAAUAACGGAGAUACUCGUAGAGGAAUGAGAUCAACUCGAAAGGAAAACUCAAAUUUUACAGAUCAAGCACAGAGUUCAUUGAAACCUCAAUCACAAACAUACAAGCGUAGUGAUAAGGGAAGAAGGCGAAGAGUUUUCUCAACUACAGGUGCCCAAACAGAAAACCCUUCACAAUCUCAACUAUUAGCAUUCAAGGGUGCCAAUAUGAAAAGGGUAUUGAGAAAAAAGACGAGCUCUACUGAUAAUAAUCAUCCCAUGGGAUUAUCUUCACCCCGCCCUGUUCGAAUCUAUAAGGGUGCCCGACGGGGCAGGAAAUCAAAGCGAAAAUAUCCAUAA
Naumovozyma castellii is the source of this 2970-nucleotide messenger RNA. It is a transcript of the gene NTO1, whose product is annotated as Nto1p. The coding region runs from base 1 to 2970 and encodes 989 amino acids. The record is from RefSeq and is a predicted model, not a curated record. Lineage: Eukaryota; Fungi; Ascomycota; Saccharomycetes; Saccharomycetales; Saccharomycetaceae. The transcript has a single exon.